This is a messenger RNA of Lucilia cuprina (Australian sheep blowfly), 658 nucleotides long. RefSeq names its product cytochrome c oxidase copper chaperone (gene Cox17). Gene Ontology annotation, cellular component: mitochondrial intermembrane space. Gene Ontology annotation, biological process: mitochondrial respiratory chain complex IV assembly. NCBI's taxonomy places the organism in Eukaryota, Metazoa, Arthropoda, Insecta, Diptera, Calliphoridae. The transcript has 3 exons. The record is from RefSeq and is a predicted model, not a curated record. The coding region runs from base 193 to 414 and encodes 73 amino acids. Gene Ontology annotation, molecular function: copper chaperone activity; copper ion binding.
ACAUUUUAGUGUUGCAAAGUGACCCUGAAAUUUUAUUAUUUAAUUCAUUUUGACUCGUGCACGACAAAACACCAAAAAUUCCUGAGAAAAUAACAAAAUAAUUGUGAAAUUAAUAAAUCUAUAAAUAAAUUAAAUAUUAAAUAAUCAAUAAAAACUCUUACACAACAACAACUACACUACAAACAUAUAAAAAUGGGAAACGCUCCAGUCAAAGAAGUUGCCCAAGCUGCCGCCCCAGCUGUAAGUGCCGGUUCGGAACAGCCAGCAGCUAAACCCAAGUGCAAAGCCUGCUGUGCCUGUCCGGAAACAAAAAAAGUGAGAGAUCAAUGCAUUAUUGAAAAGGGUGAAUCUGAGUGUGGUGAUUUAAUAGAGGCCCACAAGAAAUGCAUGCGAGAUCAGGGUUUUAAUAUUUAAAUCCCGAAAAAAUAAAAUUGGCCAAAGCAACGUACUGUUAAUAUCAUCCACCCCCUUUCCCUCUCACUAUCAAAUCUGGAAUCAUAUUUAUUAAAUUUUAUUCUCGGCUUUUAUGUGUGUCACAACUCAAAGGAAUACAUCUCAGUCAGUCAUUAUUUAGUUAAUAAUGAACGCAAAAGAAAAACGCUUAAUUUAUUGUAUAUUUUUAGUUUAUUAGUUAUAAAAAAACCAAACAAAAUUCCUU